UCAGAUCCGACUGCUCGCCCUAUUCCAUCUCAUGAGUCAGUCAGAAACUCCACUGCCACAUGGCUGGUUAUCCAUUAUCCAUACUUACAAUUAAACUAUGGACGUGCCAAACCUCUGGUCUGGAGUAGCGGCGCAAAAGGAAACCGUCAGCGCUAUCUUAUCUCCUCCUGAACCGGCGGCGGAUUCCCCCCGUAUGUUAUCAAUUGCACCAACAAAUGACUAAACCUCGAGCCCCCCCGACGAUCUCACCAAUUCCCGGUAUAAGAAAGACAUGGCCGCCUCGCGUCCGUGUCUUUCCGACCGUGCUGGCAAUUGACCGUUCAACACCCCCUUGAAUCGAUACAAUAUGGCUGUCAAAGAGGCGGACCCUGUCUUGGAAGGGGGCGACGAUGUUGCCCUUGAGAACCUGGGGUACGAGCAGGAGCUCAAGCGGUCGUUUGGUCUGCUCGGCAUGAUCGGCUUCAGCUUCAGCAUCGUCACCUCGUGGACGGCGCUGAGCGGCGUGUUUAUCGUCGGCGUCGUCUCGGGCGGCCCGCCCGUGAUGGUGUACAGCUUCAUCGGCGUCUGUCUGCUGACGCUGGCCGUCGCCUUCCCCAUGGCCGAGAUGUGUUCCAUGUAUCCCGUCGCGGGCGGCCAGUACUCGUGGGUCGCUGCGCUGGCGCCCCCGAAGAUCGCCCGCGGGUUGUCCUACCUGGCCGGCUGGUUCCUGCUGAUCGGCGUGCUGGCCAUGGGGGCGACCAACAACUCGAUCGCGGCCAAUUUCGUGCUGGGCAUGGCGAAUCUGGUGUAUCCCGAGUAUGAGAUCACCCGCUGGCAGACCACCCUGGUCGCGUACCUGGUCGCCUUUCUCGCCGCGGCAAUCAACCUCUGGGGUCUCAAGUGGCUCAACCGGCUGGCCCAUUUCAUCCUCGUCUUCAACGUGGGCUCUUUCCUCGUCGUGAUGAUCACCUUGCUCGCCACCAACGACCACAAACAGUCGGCCUCCUUUGUCUUCACCGAGUUCGAGAACCUGACCGGCUGGGGGUCCGGCAUGGCCGCCAUCCUGGGCAUCCUGCAGUCGUGCUUCGGCAUGUGCUGCUACGACGCCCCUUCCCAUAUGACCGAGGAGAUGAAGUCGGCCGCCAAGGAAGCCCCGCGCGCCAUCGUCCUGUCCGUCGUCCUGGGCUGUAUCACGGGCUUUGCCUUUCUGCUCACCCUGUGCUUCUGCAUUGGAGAUCUCACCACCACCGCCGACACCAGCACCGGCGUGCCCGUCCUGCAGAUCUUCUACGACUCCACGGGCAGUAAAGUCGGUGCCUGCUUCCUUGCCAGCAUGAUCUCCAUCGUCGUCAUCGUCGCCAGCAACAACCUGCUGGCCGAGGGUUCCCGCACCGUCUUCGCCUUCGCCCGCGACCACGGCCUGCCCUUUUCCCGAUUCUUCGCCCGCGUCAACCACAAGAGCCAUGUCCCGGUCAAUGCCGUGCUCCUCACUCUUGCCGUGCAACUGGCCUUGGGGGCCAUCGACUUUGGAACCACCACCGGCUUUGAAACCGUCAUUGCCAUUUCCACCGAGGGUUUCUACCUUUCCUAUGCCAUGGCUCUGCUGAGCAGACUGCUCGGCUACUUCACCGGCCACGCAACCCACAUGACUGGCCCCUACGCCCUCCCACAGUCUCUCUCGCUGACCCUGAACUUCAUCGGCCUGCUGUUCCUGCUGUUCGCCUCGAUCACCUUCAACUUCCCCUCAGACUAUCCCGUCACCUCGACGGGGAUGAACUAUACCAGCGCCGCGGUUGGCGUCAUUCUCUUGAUUGCGCUCGUCACCUGGCUCACAACGGGCAGGAAGCAUUUCACAGGGCCUUCGCUCGUGAAGAACGACUGAUUGUAAUGAUAUAGUAGAUGUAUUUUACCUUAAUCCAGAAUAUUCCAAUCCAUUUCUCUAUACUGUUCGC
Penicilliopsis zonata CBS 506.65 is the source of this 1931-nucleotide messenger RNA. RefSeq lists its product as hypothetical. The coding region runs from base 347 to 1861 and encodes 504 amino acids. Gene Ontology annotation, biological process: amino acid transport; transmembrane transport. The record is from RefSeq and is a predicted model, not a curated record. Gene Ontology annotation, cellular component: membrane. Gene Ontology annotation, molecular function: transmembrane transporter activity. NCBI's taxonomy places the organism in Eukaryota, Fungi, Ascomycota, Eurotiomycetes, Eurotiales, Aspergillaceae. The transcript has 3 exons.